UUCCGAGCUUGCUCGCUCAUGCACCCGCCGCAAUCCCUCGCAGUUGCAGGGUCGCAGCAGCAACGAUGGCGAUCGAGUCGGCGAAGUGCGUUUGCUGCGGCCUGCGCGAGGACUGCACCGAGGAGUACAUCGGCAGCGUGAAGGCCGACUUCGACGGCAAGUGGCUCUGCGGGCUGUGCGCCGAAGCCGUGCGCGACGAGCUCAGCCAGAGGCAGCGGAGAAGCGCCGCCGGAGUCCUCGAGGAGGCCAUCACCGCCCACACGGCCUUCUGCAGCAAGUCAUCCAGCUCCAAUCCGGCCAACAAGGUCGCCGACGGCAUGCGGCAGAUGCUGAGGCGGAGAUCCGGCGAUCUGUCCAAGCCCGCGUCGCCCGUCAAGUUCGGAUUCAGAAUGGCAAGAAUCGGCGACUAGGUUUUCCGUUCAUUCUCAAUAUCCCUUUCCUUCUCUCGCCCGCUUCGACGUUUCUAGUUUCUGUGUACAUAUUUGCUCAAUGAAAUUGCUCUUUUCGAGGAUGGCAUUCGAAA
Zingiber officinale is the source of this 523-nucleotide messenger RNA. RefSeq lists its product as uncharacterized. The coding region runs from base 66 to 410 and encodes 114 amino acids. The transcript has a single exon. The record is from RefSeq and is a predicted model, not a curated record. Lineage: Eukaryota; Viridiplantae; Streptophyta; Magnoliopsida; Zingiberales; Zingiberaceae.